Molecule: messenger RNA, 878 nt
Organism: Salvia hispanica
Lineage: Eukaryota; Viridiplantae; Streptophyta; Magnoliopsida; Lamiales; Lamiaceae
Source: RefSeq, a predicted model, not a curated record
UUCAUCACAGUUUCCAUUUUCAAUAAACGCAACUACACAGAAUAUCUCCAUAAUCGUACUUCAUGAUCAAAUCCCAGAUGGAGAAAACUUUGAAUCAAGAAGUAGAAGAAAAGAAAGAAGAAACAUUUUACUCUCCCAAUUGUAUAGAGGAGAAAAAUGAAGAGAUGCAAAGCAAUGGUGAUGAUGAAAAGAAGAAGAUUCAUCAAUUGAGAGAGUUAGCUGCAAAGCAAGAUCCAGCUUGCAAGGAAGUAGAUGUAGCGACAUUGAGAAGAUUUCUUCGUGCUCAUGAUCUUGACAUCGAGAAGGAUUCUGCGAUGCUGAUCAAGUACAUGGCAUGGAGGCGAAAAUUCGUCCCAAGAGGCUCGAUUUCAGCAUCUGAGGCUCCCAAUCACAUAGCACACAACAAGGUGUUUAUGCAAGGCACGGAUAAGAGAGGUUGUCCCGUUGCACCCGUUUUCGGUGCUAAGCAUUUUCCCAGCAAAGGAACCUAUGAAGAACUCAAAAAUUACCCAGAAAGACUCAAGAAACUAUUCUUUGUUCAUGUAUCGUACGUAUUCAUGACGUCAUGGAAGAUUGUGUACCCAUUUGUUGACAAAAAUGUGGCUUCGAGGCAUGAUUUGCUAGUAUAUGUGGGCGGAGUAGCCCCACGAAAUGGAAAGGGACCAAUUGCUCUGCUUGUGGUAGCAGAUGGUCUGCUGCAGCAUACGGGACUGUUUUUCACUGCCGUGGGGUCGGAGGUAGGGAUUUUGAGGGUCAGAGGGUUGGGUAAUGGCAUAUUCCGGUGGCAUUCAUGGACGGACGGUGAGAUCGGUCGACCCCACUCGACCCCACCUGGGUCUGUCAUUGCGUGCAUUGGUCUCUUGCAAGAACUUCGUUAG